Messenger RNA from Funneliformis geosporum, 165 nucleotides. NCBI's taxonomy places the organism in Eukaryota, Fungi, Glomeromycota, Glomeromycetes, Glomerales, Glomeraceae. The record is from the annotation of a GenBank genome assembly.
GAUAUACCUCAUGAGUAUAGAUCGAAAGUCACAAUUAAACUAUUUGAAAGUAUCGAUAUUCAAUUAAUUGAAUUCAUUAACAAUGAUGAGAAAUUACUUGUAAUUAGUAACGAUACUAAAAAUGAUAAUAAGCUUAAGAUUCUAAUCUGUGAUGUGUAUGAUUAG